AUGCACGACUUUGUCUCGCACGUGCUGCGGCGCUACUUUGAAGCGACGGCGUGGAACGAGUACAACUCGUACCUGCAUCUCACCUCGUCCUCUGCCUCCAUCCUCGAUUUCCCCAUCCCGACGGGUCUCACGCUGUCCAUAUCCGCCUCGCCCACGCCGCCGUUCUUUACGACGUACCGUCUUGGGGCGCUGCCGAAUCUGCGAGCGGGGAUCGGGUAUAUCUAUGCCAGCACGCAUGCGCCGAUCGACUUUGGCAAGUCGUCGAAAGAUGUCAAGCUUAAAGAGGUGAUUGAACGAUUCCGCAUCGUCGAGGCUCCGCGGAAAUUGCCUCCGCAGGCGGAUCAGGAGUACUACUGGCUCGCGGGAGAGAGGCAUGCCGAGCCAUCGCCAACACAGGAUGGUAGUGCAGAGUAUCUGGUGUACGGAUGCAUGCACGUACCCAGUGCGCGAUUGGAUGCGCUGUGGACCAAGCGCCUCAGCCCGACGUGGCAGUUGAUUCUGACGGCAGUGUCAACCCCGCCAAAGUAUCCGAUUAAUGCGCUGCAUAGUGCGGCCCUGGCUACGCAGUCGGCAUACGCUUCGGGAUCCAAAUCAGGCAUGGCGGGUAGUGUGGAUCGACUCGAUGCAUCGGGCACACUCUCGUCCUCGACGAUCAGCAGCUCCACGGCCACACAGCAACCCGUAGCGGCGAGCGAUCUGGGACCGGCGGGAUCGACGAACCUCCAGCUGACGUUGCAGCGCGAUACAGGACGGUGGUUCACCGAAUACAGCUACUCGGUCGACGAUGCGCUGUGGGGAUUCCGCGUGCUGCACAACUUUGGCCCGAGCGACGCCGUCGAGCCCAACCCCUCCUCUUCCACCGAGGCCGUUGCUUCGUCGUCGGGUCGGAUCGAUUCCACCACAGGGCAGACGGAAGGUGAUGCGGAUGCAGGUGGAGGCUUGAGGGGGAGGUUCAGUGCGGGCGCCGAGGUGUUUGUCAGUACGGUGGAAAAGUCGGCGGGCCUAUCGACGGGCAUUCGCUUUUCGACGUUGCCAGAUUCGCCGGUGAUCGCACCGGAUGCGGUGCCGUCGCAACCGCCGACGGUGAUAACCGCCACGCUUAAUCCGAUGAUGGGUCAUCUGAGUACGGCGUACGCGGCAAGGAUGGCGAGGGACGUGGUGGUGUGCUCGCGCUUUGACUUUAAUGUCUACAGCUACGAGUCUGAAUGGACCGUGGGGGCAGAGUACUGGUUGCGAGCGGCCAAACCCCCCUCGCCAACCGCAACAAUGCCACGAGCGGAGGAAUCGGUAUCCAAGUCAAUGUCUCUACGCGAUCACCUCCACCCCACCGAAAGUUCACUGCCUCCUCCACCACCUUCUACCGCAUCCAGCCUCGUUGCCCCUGCUGGAGUGCCUGCUUCACUCUCGACGCUGCUAUCGCCAAUCACGGGCGUGUUGAAGGCGCGCAUCUCGACUGCCUCCGACAUCCGCCUGCUCUGGCAGGGCCGUCUGUCGCACUGCCUCGUCUCGCUCGGCGUCAAGGCAGACCUCUCGCCCUCGGCUACCCUCAAUCUUAACCCUGGUGGGAAAGUGGGCAUUGUCAAGAGCGUCGGUGUCGAAGUCAUGUAUUUCUCCCAAGCCGACGACUAG
Molecule: messenger RNA, 1629 nt
Organism: Moesziomyces aphidis
Lineage: Eukaryota; Fungi; Basidiomycota; Ustilaginomycetes; Ustilaginales; Ustilaginaceae
Source: the annotation of a GenBank genome assembly